AUGAAACGCGUUUCAGACGUUUCGGACACCAAAAUGACCAAGAAGCGCAGAAAUAACGGACGAAACAAGAAAGGCCGAGGACACGUCCGAUUCGUCCGAUGUGAAAACUCUGCCGCUCGUGUCCCUAAGGACAAGGCCAUCAAGAAGUACGUCGUCCGAAACAUGGUCGAUGCCGCUUCCAUGAGAGAUUUGGCUGAAGCUUCGGUCUACGAGCAGUACGCUCUCCCCAAGCUGUACUUGAAGCAGUACUACUGCGUUUCUGCCGCCAUCCAUCACCGACACGUGCGAAACCGAUCGCGAGAGGCCCGAAAGAUCCGAACCCCUCCACCACGAUACGGUCGCCCACAGCAGCAGCAAAAGCCCGGCCAGAACGCUGCUAAAUAA
Molecule: messenger RNA, 384 nt
Organism: Oikopleura dioica
Lineage: Eukaryota; Metazoa; Chordata; Appendicularia; Copelata; Oikopleuridae
Source: the annotation of a GenBank genome assembly